AUGACGGAAGAAGAACUGAAGUUUAUAACAGAAGGAAUGCUGGAGAUUAAUGCGCCUACCCCGCAAACCAAGCUGAUACGCACACUUGAAGGUGCGAUCUGGGAUGUGGUGGUAGACAUCCGCCCGGGAAGCGCCACUUAUGGCCAAUGGUUUGGCGUAGAGCUGAGUGCUGAAAAUAAAAGACAGUUCCUGGUGCCACGUGGUUUUGCCCAUGGUUAUUCGGUAUUGACGGAGACUGCCGAGAUCAUGUACAAAUGUGAUAACCUCUACGAUAAAAGCACAGAAGGUGGUAUUGCCUACAAUGACCCCUCCUUAAAUAUCGACUGGAAGAUUGACCUGAGCAAGGCCAUUGUUUCGGAUAAAGAUAUGAUGAGAAAAAUUGUUACUACUGGUUUGUUGCUCAUCGCAGCAAAUAGUGUUAUGGCACAGCCAAAGAAUGUCAUCAUGUACAUUGGGGAUGGAUUUGGUACUUCGGCAAAAACGGCCGCCCGUAUGGCUAUGGGACAAGGCACCCAGGGCAAGCGCUUUACCAGCGAUGCGGGAUUCCAUAUCCUGUCUCUUGACCGGUUGAAAUAUGCAGGAUCGGCCACCACCCACUCUGCUAACUCCUGGAUCACUGACUCCGGACCAGGCGCAAGUGUGUAUGCAGCCGGCCGCGAUGGUAAGAUCGACAACGAAGCGAUCUCUUUUAAUGUUGCUACCGGCACUCCUGUGGAAACAAUUCUGGAGAAAGCUAAGAAAGCCGGUUAUGCAGUAGGCAUCGUCACCUCCACAAGGGUUACCCAUGCUACACCUGCCGCCUUUGCCAGCCAUAUCUGGUUUCGUGACCUGGAAGAUUAUAUAGCAGCUCAAUACAUUUCCAGCACCGUUGCCCAAUACCAGGCAAUCUAUAAUGAUCCUAAUUCCAAACUGGGUGGCUACAACGCCGCCAGAGACUGGACUUUACCUGCGCCCAAAGUGGAUGUUGAAGUAGAUGUUAUAUUGGGUGGCGGCUCCCGUCACUUCCUGCCCAGGAUAAAAACGGGCAACCGAUCAGAGAUCUUAACAAUGCCAUUGUGGUGCAGCAAGGCAGGCGUACGGAUAGCGUAA
Molecule: messenger RNA, 1089 nt
Organism: Ostertagia ostertagi
Lineage: Eukaryota; Metazoa; Nematoda; Chromadorea; Rhabditida; Trichostrongylidae
Source: the annotation of a GenBank genome assembly